CCAUUCAACUACCUUAACAAGUAAGGCAUCAUUCGGUCCACUGUAACUACUCAUCAAGUCAUCAACACGGAGAAGGAAAAUCGAAGUCAGCAACUUGCAUAAAACCCAAAAAUACCAACCUCCACUCAAAAUCAAAAAUCAAGAUCAAGAUCAAGCUCAAGCUCAAGCUCAAGCUCAUAAUCAAUGGCGUUACAAUGGAUGAUACUGACAUACGUAGUAGCGGCAGAAGCCGCCAUUUUUUUGCUGAUUUCUCUUCCAUCACCUAAGCUCAUCAGGUCUCGUAUCGUUUCCCUAAUCUCUCUCCUCCUUCAGCCUUUAAUGUUUGUCGUCCCUUUCGCGGCUUUUCAGCUUCUCGAUAUUUAUUGGAAGAAUGAGCACCGAUUGAUGUGUACUUCUGAGAUCUGCACUGCUGCGGAGAGAGAUCGUUAUGAAAAACAGACCUACAAAGCUCAGAGGAAUAUUAUUCUUUGCGCUACAUCGUGUCUUCUCUACUGGUGCAUCUAUCGUGCGUGCAAAUAUUACAAGGAUAUUGAAAAGAUGGAGGAAGUUGAAAAGAGGUACAAGAAGCUGUAAUUUUCUUUGGCAUUCACUAUAUCUUGACGACAGCAUGGAGAUUAGAAGCUUGUAAGACAAUUUUGAUGUCUGGAUACACACUUCAGCAGUUUAGCUGUAGGAGGCCCUUCUUAUUGUCCUUGUCUUUUCUGGCGCUUUUCUUGUUGAAUUAGUGAAUAGUGCUACUGUUUGUAGUGUUACUUGUGGUAUGAGAACAACCUCUGUGAACUCCUAUAGAUUCAGUUUAUUACCAAUAUCUAUUACUGCUAUA
Beta vulgaris subsp. vulgaris (sugar beet) is the source of this 823-nucleotide messenger RNA. RefSeq lists its product as hypothetical. The transcript is spliced from 4 exons. The record is from RefSeq and is a predicted model, not a curated record. Gene Ontology annotation, biological process: endoplasmic reticulum to Golgi vesicle-mediated transport; intracellular protein transport. Lineage: Eukaryota; Viridiplantae; Streptophyta; Magnoliopsida; Caryophyllales; Amaranthaceae. Gene Ontology annotation, cellular component: endoplasmic reticulum; endoplasmic reticulum membrane. Bases 184 to 573 code for a protein of 129 amino acids.